This is a messenger RNA of Malania oleifera, 1747 nucleotides long. RefSeq names its product auxin-responsive protein IAA13-like. Bases 393 to 1349 code for a protein of 318 amino acids. Gene Ontology annotation, cellular component: nucleus. NCBI's taxonomy places the organism in Eukaryota, Viridiplantae, Streptophyta, Magnoliopsida, Santalales, Ximeniaceae. The record is from RefSeq and is a predicted model, not a curated record. The transcript is spliced from 5 exons. Gene Ontology annotation, molecular function: protein binding. Gene Ontology annotation, biological process: regulation of DNA-templated transcription.
GAGAGAGAGAUGAUUAGAUAUUGGAAGCAAAUGGAAGGAAAGAUACGGAGAAGAAGGGAAAAGAUGCAGAAGAGGAAACAGAGUAAUAAAGAAAAGAGGGGAAAAUGAGAGUGCUGGGCGCACUACCUGACACUUGGGUCCCAUCUCCCCAUCACUCCCUCCACCACGAACACCAACACCCUGCCUCCCUCUCUCCCUCAUCACCGUCCUCCCUUCUUCCUCCUUUUCUGCCUCCCCCAACACAACAAUUCCCACCUCCAUUAAUCCCCAAACAAGCAUUAAUUGCAUUCUCUCUCUCUCUCUCUCUCUCUCUCUCUAUAAGCGUACCUUCUUCCACCCUUUCUUGAACUCUACCUGUGCUAAGCGACACCAGACAUCCCCUGUUUUCGUUUAUGAAAGGUACUUUGGGUUUACUAGGCAUAGGCGGUGGCGGUGAUUCGCCUGGGAUCUCUGCUAACGACUCAGAUUCGACGGUGUCAAAGGUGGGCAUGUCCUCCGAUGCCUCCUUCUACCCGGCAGAGGCUGAGCUCGAACUGGGUCUGGGUCUCAGUCUCGGCCGCGGAGGCGGCGGCGGAGUUGCUGUGAGACCCAAAACGGUGCCGUAUGUAAGGGGACGUUUCUUGACGGCUAAGGACUUGCCAUCCGUGCUCCCUCACGGCUCUUCUUCUCCUGCCGCUUCUCGCUUUCCAAACAGAGCUUCUGCUUCUUCUAUUGCCGCUGUCUCCGGCACAAAGAGAGCCGCUGAUUCUGUUGCCCAAGAAAUUGCUCCCGCAGGUGGUGGUGGCGUUGUCAGUCAGGUUGUGGGAUGGCCGCCUAUAAGGGCUUAUAGGAUGAACAACUUGGUUAACCAGUCAAAGACUCUGACCUCUGAAGAAGAUGAGACUUGCGAGGAUGAUAAAUUUAAGGAUACUUCAAAGAAAAAAGUGUACAAUGGUAGCAACAAGAAGAAUACUACUACUAUGGAAAAAGGACAUCUUGGGUUUGUUAAGGUUAACAUGGAUGGAUUGCCAAUAGGGAGGAAAGUGGAUCUAAAUGCUCACGCUUGUUAUGAGACUUUAGCCCAAGCACUGGAGGACAUGUUUUUUAAUCCCACCACGGGCAUCACUUCCAUUCGUUCGAGUGGAGAGAGUGAGCAAGCAAGAAAGGCCUCCAAGCUUUUGGAUGGAUCAUCCGAAUUUGUGCUCACUUAUGAAGAUAAGGAGGGGGACUGGAUGCUCGUAGGAGAUGUUCCUUGGGAGAUGUUCCUCAACACGGUGAAGAGGUUUAGAAUCAUGAAGACAUCGGAAGCUAAUGGACUUGCUCCAAGAUUCCAAGAAACUGAUGGUUGGCAAAGAAGCAAGCCGGUAUAGGAGUCAUUGCAGCCUUGUCUUCAAUAUUUUAACUCCAUUAAGAUGAAAAACACUACUUUCAACUUGGAAAGGAAAAUCAAAGAGUUUGCUGAAAAGACGGAUCAUUUUACUAAGCUUGGUCUUUGGAUGCAGUUUUUGUUUGCCUUUAUGUUAUUUCAAUUCUCACAUGUUCUCUGGUUGUUGCUUUGUCUUUCUCCUCACCCGGUAGUGCCACACCCCAUCGUUUUAGUUCUCACCAGCUAUUAUACAGUGUCAUACACACCUGCAUACCCUGGCUGAAUGCUGCUUUUUUCAUACUGUAAAUACAGGAGUGCUUCAUAUUUAGGGUUUGAGCUUGCAGCAUUAUUGUCUGUUUUUAUUGGUAAUAUAUAGAAGAGAAGCUUGUGUGGUUUUCUUUA